Molecule: messenger RNA, 7011 nt
Organism: Schizosaccharomyces japonicus yFS275
Lineage: Eukaryota; Fungi; Ascomycota; Schizosaccharomycetes; Schizosaccharomycetales; Schizosaccharomycetaceae
Product: phosphatidylinositol kinase Tor2
Exons: 1
Coding region: 1-7011 (2336 amino acids)
Biological process (GO): positive regulation of nuclear mRNA surveillance of meiosis-specific transcripts; positive regulation of DNA-templated transcription; negative regulation of conjugation with cellular fusion
Cellular component (GO): TORC2 complex; cytoplasm; perinuclear region of cytoplasm
Molecular function (GO): protein-containing complex binding; protein kinase activity; kinase activity
Source: RefSeq, a predicted model, not a curated record
AUGCAAUUUUUUAAUGAUCUUAAAAGCAAAAAUCCAAAUGUUCGAAAUCGCGCAGCGAAUGAGCUUUACGACUUCGUGGUAACUUCUUCCCGCGAAUUAUCCAGAGAGGCCCUAAACAAACUGAAUAAUGACAUUAACAAAAAAAUCUACGAAUUGAUUCACAGUUCAGAUAAUAGUGAUCGACUGGGCGGUGUUACUGCAAUCAAUCGACUUAUAGAUUUCGAGGGUUUAGAAGACACAACUCGGAUCACUAGAUUCGCCAACUACCUUCGCAUUGUUCUUCCAGGAAAUGACCUUCAGGCAACUAAACUUGCUUCUCAGGCGUUGGGUCGACUAGCUGUUCCUGGUGGUGCUUUAACUUCAGAGUUUGUUAACUUUGAAGUCAAACGUGCUCUGGAAUGGCUACAAGGUGAGCGACAUGAAAAUAGACGUUAUGCUGCCGUUCUUAUUCUUAAGGAACUAGCACAUAACACAUCAACCUUAAUUUAUUCUCAUGUCGCUUCUAUCAUUGAGUUAAUUUGGUAUGGUCUUCGAGAUCCAAAGGUUUUAAUUCGAUGCGCUUCAGCAGAAGCUCUAAGCGAAUGUUUAGAAAUCAUCCGUCACAGAGAUGCCUCUAUUCGGAUACAGUGGUACUCAAAAAUUCUAAGUGAAGCCCAGCGUGGAAUGACUUUAAAUUCCGUUCCCGCUAUCCAUGGCAGUUUACUUGCGUAUCGACAGCUGUUUCUAAAAUCUGGUAUGUUCAUGCAUGAGCGAUACACAGAAGUUUCUACUAUGAUCUUGCGUUAUAAAGAUCAUCGCGACCAACUCGUUCGUGCGACGGUGACUGAACUCAUUGCAACUUUAGCCGCCUAUAGUCCUGAUGAGUUUGUUAGCAUACAUCUAAAUCAAUGUAUGAUGUACUUGUUAGCUCUUUUAAAAAAGGAAAAAUCGAAAAUCCUGGCGUUUACCACUAUUGGAAAAAUUGCUAUGGCUGUUUCCUUUAGUAUAUGCCUGUAUUUGGAUCCCAUAUGUUCCGCUAUCAAAGAAAGUCUUUCCAUGUGUGUUAAAAGCCGUGCAGUUCCAGAUGCCUCUCUGUUUCAAUGUAUCAGUAUGUUGGCUAUUGCUUUAGGGCAAAGCUUUACAAAGUACGCAUACGAUCUUUUUGACCUUAUUUUUGCUUGCGGCCUUUCAGAACCCGCCUAUCAAACUUUGUCAGACGUCUCUCAUCACAUUCCUGCUCUAUUACCUGCUGUUCAAGGUCGUCUGCUUGACACUUUGAGCAUCAUAUUAAGCAAGAGACCAUUCGUUCCCCCUGGCUGUCCUGAUGAGUUUGCCUCCAGAAUUGUUCAAUCAUACAAAAAGCCUGUCGCCUUAUAUCCCAAUUACGAUGAUUCGGUCUACUCUUUAGCCUUGAAAAUCUUAGGAGACUUUGAUUUUUCUGGUUACAUUUUAAACGAGUUUGUCAAAGACUAUGUUGUGACGUAUUUGGAAAAUAGCAAUAUUUUGGUUCGAAAAACGGCAGCAGUUACGAGUUGUCAGCUUUUGGCAAAAGAUCCAAUUCUGUAUCAAACGAGUGAUCAUGCUAUCCAAGUUGUCGCAGAAGUUCUUGAAAAGCUACUCACGGUGGGAAUUGCGGACAUGGACGCUGAUAUUCGGUUAAUUGUUCUAACUUCACUCGAUUCUCGUUUUGAUAAACAUUUGGCUCAGGCGGACAAAAUCCGUCUUCUCUUUAUCGCCUUGAAUGAUGAAGUUUUUGUCGUUCGGGAAGCUGCCUUAAGGAUUCUGGGCCGUUUGGUAUUACACAAUCCAGCCUAUGUUAUGCCCUUUUUAAGGAAAUAUUUGAUGAAGCUUUUAGCCGAACUAGAUUACACAACGGUUGUCCGUGCUAAGGAGGAAAGCGCACUGUUACUUAGCCAGCUUAUCUCUGCGGCGCCAUCUUUGUUUCAAUCGCACGUCGGGACCAUUCUCGGUAUUUUAUUACCAAAAGCAAAAGAUGUAAGUCCUGAUGUGGCUUCUAGCAUUAUUACUGCCAUUGGCGAAAUGUGUAAAGUUGGCGGUGAAGGUAUCUCGCCUCAUAUUCGGCAAGUCAUGCCAGUAAUUAUCGAGACUUUGCAGGAUCAAAGCUCUCCUAUUAAGAGAACAGCUGCGCUGAGAGCACUGGGAAAUCUUUCAGCAAGUGCUGGUUAUGUUAUCGACCCAUACAUUGAAUUCCCAGAGCUCUUGGAUAUCCUUACGAGUAUUAUUAAAUCAGAACAAGAUGUGAAAAUCCGGAGAGAAACCAUUAAGCUUGUUGGCACGCUUGGCGCCUUGGAUCCAAACAAGCAUCAAGUCUUGGAGAAAAGCGCUGAUAAAUAUGCGCCAGAUCAGAAAACCAUUCCCACUGACAUAUCACUAUUAAUGUCAGGAAUUGGCCCUUCUUCGGAAGAGUAUUAUCCAACGGUCGUUAUUAAUGCCUUAAUGGCUAUUUUAAGAGAUUCUUCCUUAAGUGUUCAUUAUACCGCGGUAAUUCAAGCUAUAAUGUACAUUUUUAAAACAAUGGGUCUUCGAUGUGCUCCUUUUCUCUCACAAAUUAUUCCGGAGUUUUUGUCCAUCAUGCGCACUUGCCCAGCUAACAUCUUGGAGUUUUAUUUUCAACAACUUAGUAUAUUAGUUCUGAUCGUAAGGCAACAUAUUCGGAACUUCCUUCCUGAUGUAUUUAAACUCAUUAGAGAUUUCUGGGAUUCGGGUUCAGUGCUACAGUUAACAAUUUUAUCGUUGGUUGAGUCUUUGGCAAAAGCGUUACAAGGUGAAUUUAAGCCUUACUUACCUUCUUUACUCGUGCUGAUGUUACAGGUAUUCGAAAAGGAUACCUCACCUUCAAAUGCUACUACGAAGAAAGUACUUCAUGCCCUUGUUGUUUUCGGUGAAACACUAAGCGAGUAUGUCCAUUUGGCGCUUCCUCCAUUAUUGCGUUUGUAUGAACGCAAUGAUGUCCCUUCGGCUAUUCGUGAAAAUGUUAUUGUCACUCUCGGAAGGCUUUCCACUUCUAUUGACUUUACUGAGUAUGCAUCUAGAAUUAUUCAUCCUAUACUUCGAGUAAUCGCGUCCGGUAAUACUUCACUUCAGCGAACCAGUGUCGAUACGCUAUGUGCUUUGGUAUUUCAAUUGAAAGUGGACUAUGCGGUUUUUAUUCCGAUAGUUGAUAAAUGUUUAAGAGUAAACAGAAUUACUCAUGAAACAUAUUUUGCGUUGGAACAGAAAUUACUCAGCGAAAAACCACUACCGAUUGACUUAAAUCCUUAUGAAAAGUACGAUCCCCCGAAAAUAGAUGUUGUCGCAUCCGCCGCCGAUAUUUCCGCUAAAAAGCUUCCCGUUAAUCAAGAAAUUUUGAGAAAUGCUUGGGAGGCUUCGCAAAGGUCUACGAAGGAUGACUGGCAUGAGUGGAUACGUCGCUUGAGUGUUGAACUCUUGAAGGAAUCACCAUCUCAUGCGUUACGUGCAUGUGCUGCUCUGGCUAGUACAUAUCAACCUCUCGCUAGAGUGCUUUUUAAUGCAAGCUUUGUUUCUUGUUGGUCUGAAUUAUACGAUCAUUUUCAAGAAGAAUUGGUUAAAAGUAUUGAAAUUGCUUUGACAUCGCCUCACAUUCCCCCAGAGAUUCUACAGAUUCUUUUGAAUUUGGCAGAGUUCAUGGAACAUGAUGACAAACCUCUUCCAAUUGAUAUUCGCACCCUUGGUGCAUAUGCUGCAAAAUGUCAUGCAUUUGCAAAAGCUUUGCAUUAUAAGGAACUCGAAUUCAUCGAAGAGGAGUUGGUAACCAAACCCUCCCCAGAUACAGUUGAAGCUUUGAUAUCUAUAAACAAUCAACUCCAACAGCCAGACGCUGCCAUUGGUAUCUUAAAGCAUGCACAGCGACAUGAUCAAAUUAAUUUAAAGGAAGCUUGGUAUGAAAAGCUUCAACGUUGGGAUGAUGCGCUUGCUGCUUAUGAAAAAAGAGAGAAAGAAGGAAACGCAGGCUUUGAAAUUACAAUGGGCCGCAUGCGUUGCCUUCACGCCUUAGGGGAGUGGGAGCGCCUAUCUCAACUUGCUCAAGACAAAUGGAAUCAUUCUGGUCAAGAUGUUCGACGUUAUAUUGCACCGCUUGCUGUUGCUGCAGCUUGGGGCCUUGGACAAUGGGAAUUGAUGGACGACUAUAUUUCGGUUAUGAAGUCUGAAUCUCCCGAUAAAGCUUUUUUUCGUGCAAUUGUUUCGUUGCAUCGUUCUCAAUAUGAUGAAGCUUCUCGAUAUAUCACUAAGGCACGAGAUUUGCUUGACACUGAAUUGACCGCUUUGGUUGGUGAAAGUUAUAAUAGAGCAUAUGGCGUUGUCGUUCGAGUUCAGAUGUUGUCUGAGUUGGAAGAGAUUAUUCGCUAUAAACAGUCCGAAAAUCAUCUUGAGGUUCGGGAGAUGAUAAAAAAGACUUGGGACCGAAGAUUAAAGGGAUGUCAAAGAAAUGUAGAUAUAUGGCAACGAAUGCUUCGUGUCCGUGCUUUAGUAAUUUCCCCUUCAGAAAACAUGGAAAUGUGGAUAAAAUUUGCUAAUUUGAGUCGAAAAUCUGGAAGAAUUGGAUUAGCUGAGAAAUCACUUCAGAUUUUAUUAGAGGACGAUGAAUACAUUGACGGCUCAUCGAAUAAAAAACCGCAUCCUGCGGUUGUUUACGCUCAAUUGAAGUUCCUUUGGUCCGUUAAGAACAAGCGUCAAGCACUUAGUCGAAUGCAGGAGUUUACCUCACAGUUGGUCACCGAAAUUGAUGUUGAUCCAGCACUUUUCGUUCACAACGACUUAUCGAAUAGCCAAAAAUCACCAGAAGAAGUUAACUACUAUUUCCAUUUGCUUGCUCGUUGUUAUCACAAGCAGGGAUUAUGGCAACAAGAAUUAGAAAACAAAUGGGAUUUAGAAGUUGCUUCCCGAGUUCUUCAGUCAUAUCUCUACGCUACUCAGUUUGACUCCACUUGGUAUAAAGCUUGGCAUUCAUGGGCGCUUGCAAAUUUCAACGUCGUUUCUUUCUUGGAAAAAAGUGGAGAUUCGCUGCAAGCCUCUGUUUAUGAACAAUACAUUAUUCCGGCAAUUCGUGGCUUCUUCCGUUCUAUCGCUUUAAGCAAAGGAAAUUUACAAGACACGUUAAGACUACUUAGUCUAUGGUUUAAGUUUGGCAGCAGUAAUGAGGUCAUACGGACUUUAAAUGAGGGCUUUUCCACUGUUAAUAUUGAUAUAUGGCUUGAUGUGUUACCCCAACUUAUUGCUAGAAUCCAUUCGCCCAAACUUAAUGUUAGAAAAUCCAUUCACCAACUUCUGUCCGACGUUGGAAGGGCGCAUCCUCAAGCUCUUGUUUAUCCCCUGACAGUUGCAGCGAAAUCUCAAAGUUCGAGCAGGCAAAAUGCAGCUUUAUCUAUUAUGGAUUCGUUAAAGACGCAUAGUCCCUGCUUGGUUGAACAGGCGCGGAUUGUAAGUCAUGAACUUAUUCGUGUAGCUGUUCUUUGGCAUGAGCAAUGGCACGAGGGUUUGGAAGAGGCAUCGAGGCUUUACUUCGGAGAUCACAACAUUGAAGGAAUGUUUGCUGUAUUGCGUCCUUUACAUGACAUGCUUGAACGAGGACCAGAGACUCUUCGUGAAAUUUCCUUCCAACAGGCUUUUGGAAGGGAUCUUCUUGAGGCUAGGGAGUGUUGCAUUCGUUUUGAACAGACAGGUGACAUUUCGGAUUUGAAUCAGGCUUGGGACUUAUAUUAUCAAGUGUUCAAGAAAAUUCGAAAGCAACUCCCGCAAUUAAUCACACUUGAGCUUCAAUAUGUGUCACCCAAGCUCUUACAUGCUCAUAACUUGGAGCUUGCUGUACCGGGAACGUAUGUUAGCGGAAAACCUAUCAUUAAAAUUAUGAGUUUUAUGCCAACCUUCACUGUUAUUACUUCGAAGCAACGACCAAGGAGAUUUACGAUCAAAGGAAGUGAUGGAAAAGAUUAUCAAUAUCUGCUUAAGGGGCACGAAGACAUUCGUCAAGACGAGCGUGUUAUGCAAUUAUUUGGACUCUGUAAUAAUUUGCUCCAGAUUGAUGCUGAAACUUUUAAGCGCCAAUUGUCAAUCCAGCGUUAUCCGGUUAUUCCUUUAUCUCCAGAUUCGGGUCUCCUUGGAUGGGUUCCUGACAGUGAUACUCUUCAUGUUCUAAUUCGGGACUAUCGAGAAAGCCGCAAGAUUAUGCUUAAUAUCGAACAUCGACUUAUGGUUCAGAUGGCUCCAGACUACGAUAGACUUACCGUAUUGCAAAAAGUGGAAGUUUUUGAAUAUGCUCUUCUAAGUACUACAGGACAAGAUCUUUACAGAGUACUAUGGUUAAAGAGCAGAAGUUCUGAAGCUUGGCUUGAUCGCCGGACGAAUUAUUCAAGAAGCCUUGCAGUUAUGUCAAUGGUCGGUUAUAUACUAGGUCUUGGUGAUCGACAUCCUUCAAAUUUGAUGCUCAAUCGCUACACUGGAAAGAUUAUUCACAUUGAUUUUGGUGAUUGUUUUGAAGUUGCUAUGCACCGUGAAAAGUUUCCAGAGAAAAUCCCGUUCCGUUUAACUCGUAUGCUAGUAAACGCUAUGGAGGUUAGUGGAAUUGAGGGUACUUUCCGUAUCACUUGUGAGCAUGUUAUGCGCGUUCUUCGAGAAAACAAGGAAUCUCUAAUGGCUGUAUUAGAGGCUUUUGUUUAUGACCCAUUAAUUAAUUGGCGACUGGUUACAUCUAAAUCACCUCCAGAUAAGCCUGGCCACGCUGUCCCGAAACAAGAAGAGCUUGUUGAGCCAUAUGGAAACAGUCCUGGCAAAAAGCAUCAUGUUGAGACUGCGGAGGACAAUGAUAACAAGCCGGAGGUGUUAAAUCAGCGGGCAAUUACUGUUUUAAAUAGGAUUCAAAACAAGCUGUCCGGAAGAGACUUCAAACCUAAUAGAAGUCUUGACGUACCUAGUCAGGUGGAGAAACUUAUUCAGCAAGCUACUUCUAUUGAAAAUCUCUGUCUUUGCUAUAUUGGAUGGUGCAGUUUCUGGUAA